Messenger RNA from Rhodotorula toruloides NP11, 1377 nucleotides. Its product is annotated as methyltransferase type 11. The record is from RefSeq and is a predicted model, not a curated record. The transcript has 3 exons. The coding region runs from base 1 to 1377 and encodes 458 amino acids. Lineage: Eukaryota; Fungi; Basidiomycota; Microbotryomycetes; Sporidiobolales; Sporidiobolaceae. Gene Ontology annotation, molecular function: methyltransferase activity.
AUGGAUCGCAAGUCCCGACGAGUCUCUCGCUUCGACCUUUUCCUUGCCUCCGCGCUGGCUGGCUCAGGCGGGCUUCCCCCAGCUGAAGAGGAGCUCGCCCGCUUGUCCAAGGCGUACAAGUUCUUCGACGAGUUCCCGGUGAUUGGCAGCUUGCGAACGAGCAAGGCGCACCCUGUCGCGUCCGAAGCGGCGCCAUUCUGGCUCGGGUUUGGCGGACCGGCUGAGGACUGGGACGCUCUGAUCGGAGGAGAAUGGCACGAUUGCGUCGGCGACUCUGUCGCGCAGCUUGACCCGAAACCUCGCCGAGUCCUCGACAUCGGCUGCGGUGCUAACGCAGGCUGGAUCCUCUCGACCGCUGCCGCGCCAGGGUGGGAGGAGUCGCGCUUCGUCGGUCUCGACCUCGUACCUGUCCUCGUCCCACCUUCGAUGCUGGAUGAGUCGGUUCGAGCGCGAGUCUCGUUCGUCCAGCACAACUUCCUCGAACCACUUCCCUUCUUCGACGAAGAGUUCGACUAUGUCCGGAUUGCAUGCGUCAAUUCGGGCACACCUGAACACCGCUGGGACUCGCUCAUCGAAGAGCUGCGACGCGUCCUCACUCCAGGUGGUCACUUGGAACUCCUCGACACCGUUUUCUCCCUCUACGCUCCUCGUCCCGUCCCUCGCGUCCUCCACGCCUUCGAACGCAUCGUCCGUCAGCGGUUCAUUACGCUCGACUUGCGCACGACCAUCCCGCCUGCGCUCGCGAUGAACGAGUUGCGAGGGAUAAGCAGGUUCUCGAUGCCGAUGUUGAACGCGCCGAGUCAGCGGCCUGGGAAGGACGGGCACGAGAUGAGCGAGGAUGAGGAGAAGGCGAGGAUCCUCCUUGCGGCUUGGUCGAGGCGGAUCGGCGCGCACGCUCUGCCACUCGCUCGAGCGGUAGAGGAGUCGUACGUGAAGGCAGGCGAGGUGCGGAGCGAGAGGGACAGGUCGACAGCGGAGAAGGAGAACGAAGCGGCUGUCAGAGGCUGGACGGACGAGCUGAACGAGAUCGCCGCGGUGGACUACCUCUUGGAGAAGAAGCUGGGAUGGAAGUGCAAGCUGGAUGAAGAGAUGGAGAGGCAGCUUAGCUUGAGGGUGCCGCUCAUCAAGGGCGAGUUGCGAGCGCUGGAGCAAGCGAAGGGGUCGGCGCGAGGAGUCAAGUUACGGUUGGCGGGCUGUACAGCGGCACCGGCGCAAGACAUCGAAGCUGCGCGGCAGCAUCUCCAGCUGCUCAAGCGCGAGGCGGAGCAAGACUUGUACGCCGUCCGACGACGACUGCGUCUCGUCCCACUGCCGGAACCUUCAACGAAGGACUCGCUCGGAAUCUUUGGGGGCGAGGCGUGGGUGUGUCAGAAGUAG